AACAAUUGAAUUAUAAUUGAAACUGAGAAGUAUUCUGUCUUGAUUUACAGACCAAGUUUGAGAUUUGCCACACAAUAUGAGUAAUUAUCGUCUUUUACGAAGAGAAGUUGAAGAUAGUGAAAAACGUAUUGAAAUUAAAGUUUAUCGAACUACUAGGGGUGUCAGACAUGUUGGAUUUGCUGUUUUUAUUGAUGAUAAAUGGAGGUACACACUGGAUUAUGGACCAGCUGAUUAUAUAUUAGGAAUCAUUGGGUCAAGAGCCCAGAUUAAAGUAAAUAUCAUGUCCGAUAAGCCUACAGAUGUAAAAACCGCUGGAAUUCAAUAUUUAUAUACCCGAAAUGAGCCUAACUGGAAACAAAAAGCCUUAUCUAAAAUAGACGAACUUUUACAACCCACAAACGAAAUUUACAAACUUUUUAGUACUAAUUGUUCAAAUGAAGUUCGACAAAAAAUAAAUAAGGAUGACCCAGGUGGAAAUCAAAUUCUUAAAGAAGCAGAAACGAUUCAGUCGGGUUUGAUUGUUGGUGGUGCCGUCGGUUGUGCUAUAGUUGUAGGAGUGUCAGCGUUGGUAUCACGUCAUUUGAAAAAGGACAAAGAAAAAGAAAGGGAAACCCGUUAUUAA
This is a messenger RNA of Dimorphilus gyrociliatus, 622 nucleotides long. Lineage: Eukaryota; Metazoa; Annelida; Polychaeta; Dinophilidae. The record is from the annotation of a GenBank genome assembly.